AUGGGUCGCCAGCGAGACUCCGAGUUACUCAAGAUCAUCCUGACAGCUUGUGUGAGGAUCCUUCAUCAACCCUACCUUCCCGUGCGCGGUCCGCUGACUAACAUGGACGGCCCGCAGCUCAGCAACCUCAUGUUCACUCGUGGCGUUUUCCCAGCAGAAUGCUUCCAGAAGCUCUCACGCGAGCAUUUCGAAUCAGCUUUCCGAGACCUUAUCGAGUCGAGCGGACCUGCACAAGAAAUACCGAAAGACGGCUUCCUCGACGCGAACACCUUUCUCUUUCCCCGUCGACACCCUCACAAGCAGUUUGGCUAUUUCCUCAACCUUUUGGAGGGUAGCAUCUUCCCGGUUAUCGAGGACGCUGGUCUGGUGAAACUUCUCUUGUGUUUCUUCGACAGUCGUGCUGAUUCUCCCGAGAGCCUCGUCGAAUACUUCAAAAUCAAAUUCUACUAUCAUGAAGAUCAUAACCAGGAGAUUGUCAUCACUUGGUCCGGGAUCGGCAGACUUGGGACUGAGAUGCAAACAGGAGGCGACACCUUUUGUGACAUGGCCGAAAACCUCAAGACUUUGCCAUGCUGGACAGGCCCGAUGUACAACAUGUUCUUGAUAUAUCCCAAAGCCGGGUAUCCCGAUCGCUUCGGUUCUGGAUGGCACCUUGACUACGAUGUGACCACGGCAGAGACCGUCCUAGCCCAAAGACCGGGCUUUUCCACAUUUGUCAUGAGCCAACUCACAGUAAGUGCCAUGGACGCUCCUGAGCCCGUGUGCCCGAAACGAACCCCCACCAAGUCUGAGAAAGACCGGACCCCCAAAGCGAAUGCGAAGGUAUUGGAGGGGAGUGAGACCAAGCGAACCAGCUCUCUCGACGAAGUACCAGAGUCACGACCGGGUCGACAUAUGUAUGAUCUGCCAGCCAUUGGGGCAGUAUCUGGCCACGCUCAUAAGGGACGAAAACCAGGGCGCCCUUCGACCAAAAAUCAGGCUCGAGGAACCAAAGUUGCCAAAGCCACAGCUCCUAAGCGUCCGGCAACCAAGAAGCAGCGCAAGAUGCCCCAUAGGAAAGCAAAAGACACGGUGUUUUCACAAUCGCAAAUCCCUGUCUUUGAAAAGGCCACGAACUCUUUGCCUGCAACCCAGAAGCUUGAGUCGCAAUCCCUCACGCAAGCGGCGGGCGACAGGCAGUACAAACACGAUGCAGCAACUCGGGCAGGCUUUACAGAGCCACACAAUGAAGCGGGCCAGCCUCUGGGAUUUGACCGAUACCUAUCCGAGGCACAGGAUACCCAGCAGGUAGAGGCCGAUGAGGCCAGCUUUGGGUUCGCUACCUAUCUCAUGAAGUAG
This is a messenger RNA of Thyridium curvatum, 1338 nucleotides long. RefSeq lists its product as uncharacterized. The record is from RefSeq and is a predicted model, not a curated record. The coding region runs from base 1 to 1338 and encodes 445 amino acids. The transcript has 6 exons. Lineage: Eukaryota; Fungi; Ascomycota; Sordariomycetes; Thyridiales; Thyridiaceae.